This is a messenger RNA of Thamnophis elegans (Western terrestrial garter snake), 2456 nucleotides long. Its product is annotated as protein brambleberry-like. The record is from RefSeq and is a predicted model, not a curated record. NCBI's taxonomy places the organism in Eukaryota, Metazoa, Chordata, Lepidosauria, Squamata, Natricidae. The transcript is spliced from 13 exons. Bases 91 to 1986 code for a protein of 631 amino acids.
AAAGCAACCGAGGCGGGAGAAACCGCGGCGACGAGAAAAGCGGGUGUAUCCGUAUGGCUUCGUGAGUGCGAUGAGAGGCACCGUGGGAAGAUGCUGCCUUUUCACAGCUGGGCCCUCCUUUUCCCUCUCCCCCUGCUUCUGGUGGUUGCCCCCUCCUCUGGAUUUUUUGGCUGGCUCUCCCAAAAGGCCUCCCCGAGUCCUGCUCCCAGUCCUGAGCCAGCAGCAUCUGCUCCAGACCCAGCCAGCCUUGCGGAAGUGCCUUUCGAGAUGGAUACGGCCGACGAGCGCUUCCUAGCUGAAAUUCAGGCGGUGGAUCUGUCGCUUCUGGAUUCCUGCCACCACAAGGUCAUUUCACAACUACACUCGACUUGCACUGAUCUCACGGAAGAGGACCUGGCCAAGCUGGGAGUGGCUCUCUUCAACUGCCAGGCCAGUUCCGAAGGUCGGAGGACUUACCUGUGCACUGAGGACAUGGCCCUGGCGGAAUGCACAGCCGGGAUGGAUCCGGAUACCUGGAACGCUUACCACAUCGUCAGCAACCGAGCCCGGGCUGUCUGCUACGCCACCCGCCAGAUGCAGUUCAAACGCCGGGCGGAGCAUACGGUGAAUGCCCUGGUCUCUACCGCGGUCGGCCAGCUGGAGGCGAUGAAAACGCUCAAGAGGAGCCAGGAGGAGUUGAAGCUCCUCACCUCGGAGUCCUUGCAACGCGUCGUUAGCGCUCAGGAGGAGCUCCUCACCCAGCAAGAGACGCUGCGAGGUGGCCAGGCGCAGAUGGAGGACUCUCUCUCCAGCAACCUGGAGCACCUGGUGCAGGAGAAGGCCCUGAUCGCCAGUGGGCAGCAGCAGGUGGCUGAGCUGCUGGAGGGCAUCACACGCAGGAUGGAAAACGUCAGCAGUCACCUGAGCCAGCAGGACGUGGAGCUUCAAGAAGGGCAUCAGUCCAUCCUGAGGGACCUGGGACAAGUCCAAAAACGGGCUCAAGAAGUCUACUCCAAAAUAGACACCAACGUGGAUUUGUUCCUGGCCCAUCAGAAGCAAACCACCUUGUACCACGAGGAGUUACUGGGGAAACUGAGGAAGAUGAACGAGACGUUUGGGCUGGUCCUUCAAACCAUGGAGCAGAUGCAGACCAAGGUGGAAGGGAGGCUACAGCACAUCCACAGAUUCAUAACCUGGGCAGGGUUCAGCUUGAGCUCCAUCUAUACUUGUCUCCUGCAUGUGGUCUACUUCCUCCUGGUGGCGCUCCUCAUGACUUUCCUGCAGGUCCCGGGCGCAUCCCGUGCGCUGCUGCUGGUGGUGGUUGUGGCCAACGCUCUCUCUGAGCUCCACCACACCGUCUCCUUGGGCUUCAAGGCGCUCACCGGCCUCUUGGCGUUGUCUGUGGCAGUCAACAUACUCCUAGAAAGAAUCUGCGGCCAGGCUCUGAAGCACCGGAAAUGGAGACCCCCUUUGCCCCUUCCCCACAAGGCUCCAGAGACCCCUGCUUGCAAAGUGGGGCUUAAGCCAGCCAAGCGCUGCCGGGUUACCUCCACGCCUGACAGAGAUGAGGUGGGCCUCCUGGAUGAGCUGGAGAAGCUGGAAGAGGUGAGCUACCUGUCAGAUGGAUUUCCUCUGAAAAAAGAUUGCCUACCAAACGAGGGGGGUCUCCUUCCUUCCACCCAGGGAAGGGGGCAGGAGAGCAGAAUGCUGAGUCCCUCCUUCCCUGCCCUGGCUUUGCGUCGCUUGAAUUUGAGCCGUGGCAACAAACCAGAGGCCCCCGUGGAGAAACUAUCCAGGCCCCAUCUCGGCUCAGCGUUCAACUCAUUCGCCAUCCCACAAGUCUCCUCGCUUAACGAUUCCUUGCUCAGCGACGUGUCCAGCUGCUCGGCUUCUCCAAGGCCCUUCUGCCAGGGGGUGACCAGGACCGGUCAGCCAUGCCGAAAGAAAGCCCUCGCCGACCACCUUUUCUGCCAUGUUCAUGUGGCCGGACAGAGCCAACUGGCUUGAAUCCAGCAGGAAUCUUUGAUUCUUCCGGCUUUGCAAUUCCGGUGGACUCAACGCUGAAAAGCUUCCGUGCCAAGGCCUAAAGCCCAUUUUCAGGGGAAUAACGUUGAUUCCUCUUGGUUCAGCAUUUAUACACUGCUGAAUAAUCUAGUUUCUACCAAUAAUGGCCAAAGAACCACCCCGAUCCAUUGGGUUAAGAGCAAUUAACAUUCUGCUCCCAUUUUUUUUUUAAUGCCUAUGUUAGGCUUGGAGGCAUUAUUUAAAAGUGAUCGUUUUUCUUAAGAGCCGACGUGGCAGCUGGCCCAACGGACCGUCCAUUUAGUUUUAAAAAGGAAGAGUUUUUUUUUUCCUCUUAAAGAUGCAACUUUCCACUUUUUGAUCUCCUCCAAAAAAAAUGAGAGUAACACAAUCCGAAUCCAGUUCUGCUCCGAGGACAGUUUUGGCUCGAGGUGAAAUUUUCUUACAGAGGUAGA